This is a messenger RNA of Monopterus albus (swamp eel), 685 nucleotides long. RefSeq names its product inner centromere protein-like. The record is from RefSeq and is a predicted model, not a curated record. The transcript has 7 exons. Lineage: Eukaryota; Metazoa; Chordata; Actinopteri; Synbranchiformes; Synbranchidae. The coding region runs from base 148 to 498 and encodes 116 amino acids.
AAAGAAUGCCACAAACUGGAAGCACUUGGAAAGAAGCAGGAGGAAGAAAAUGGAGAAGAAACAGGAGGGACUUAAAAGGAAGAGGGAUGAGAGGUUGAGUGGCUGAGGCCAAAGUAAAACAACAGAGAGGAAGGAAAGAAGCAAAAAAUGGCUCAGAUUGAUAAGAACAAUGAUGAGCGUCUGGCACAGGUAAAGGCCAAGAAGGUGGCCAGAAAACAUCAGGAGCUGGAACAGAAGAAAUUGGAAGAAGAGCUUAAAAGGAAGAUUCAACAAGCAGCUGCUGCUGGUUUGAAUGUGACUUUUGAGAUUGAGCGCUCUGUACUGGGCACACCUGAAGGAGAAGCCAGUAAUCCCAAUGUAACUGUGGAUAUUGAGCGAUCGCCACAGUCGUACUGCAUCCCUUCAAAGGGCAGCGACAAAAAUCUAGAGGACUAUGGGAUGGACCAAAACAGUGACGACUCUGAUGAGACUGCCCCAAAGAAACCUAUUCCGUCUUGAGCAGAAGGUCCCAGUCUUGAGCAGAAAAUUAGGAACCAGUUCUGCAACCCUCCACAUUUAGACUUUCUUUGGAGAGGUCGAACCACCAAGACUGGAAAGCAUCUUCUACAAGAGCAAGCCUCACUAUUUUAAAGGCACCAGUUCUGCUGUGUGGCACUCGCCUCCAGCUGGAACCAAGUAAUAUCUG